UGGUGUCGGCGUGUGUGUAAACACUUGUAGCUGAAAGAGAGAAGAAGGAGCUGUUUUCAUGACACGUUGUGACUUAAAGUUGUUUUCCGCCGCGUUCGUCGUCUGUCACGCAGCCGCUCGAAGAUGAAGAUCAAGUCCAAGUCCUCGUAUCACAAAUCUGAGAACACCUACAGGUUUCUCACUUUUGCUGAGAGGCUUGCCAAUGUCAACAUCGAUGUCAUCCACCGCAUUGACCGGACCGGGGCUUAUGACGAGGAAGUAGAAACCUAUUUCUCUGAAGGACUGACAAAAUGGAAAGAUCUCAACUUGACAGAACAUUUCACGACCUUCUUGAAAGAGAUGUCCAACAAGAGCCAGUCGUUCAACCUGCUGGUUUUCCAUCAGAAGGCCGUGGUGGAGAGUCUGAAAACCCACCUGGCGGUCGAGAACAGCCUCGCCUACCAGCCACUUCUCGACCUGGUGGUGCAGCUGGCCCGGGACCUGCAGACUGACUUCUACCCGCACUUCCCCGACUUCUUCGUCCUCAUCACCUCGCUGCUGGAGACGAAGGACACGGAGCUGCUGGAGUGGGCCUUCACCUGCCUCUCGUACCUCUACAAGUACCUGUGGAGGCUCAUGGUCAAGGACAUGACCAACAUGUACAGUUUGUACAGCACGCUGCUGGCGCACAAGAAGGAGCACAUUCGCAAGUUCGCCGCAGAGAGCUUCUCGUUUUUGAUGAGGAAGGCUCCAGAUCUGAAUGUGCUGCUGGUUCACAUGUUCUCAGACCUGCAGCAGCACCCUGACAAGGCAGAGGGGGCAGGCCUGCUGCUGUUUGACAUGUGCAAAGGCGUCCGCAACAUGUUCCACUCCUGCGCCGCCACGGCUAUCCCGGUUGCCCUGCGGAAGCUGGGUCACGUGACCAGCCCGGAUGUCUCUCUGCCAUGGGACACCGUCAGGGACGCGCUCGAUCACAUGGCCCAGGCUGCAGCCGAUCACGUUGACAGAGAACACCUCCUGGUGUUUUGGGAGGCCCUGCAGGCCGGUGUGUUGGAGGUCCUGGCUGUCCUGGAGGAGGGGGCACAUGAGGCUGGUCAGGCAGCGGAGCAGCUGGAGAGACUGCUGUUCAUUUUCCACACCCUGAUGUCCUACAGGGACGGAGCUAAAGUCACCAAACCAGAGGCCGUCUGCCAGACGGUGUUGCGGCUGCUCCAGAGUCCGGCUCUGUCAGGCUCCUGCUCCCGCCUGCUCCUCCAGAUCAUCUCCUCUCUGCUGCUGGGGGAGAACAUCACCCUGCCUGCCGCACUCAUCCAGGAGACAGUCCAAAAGGUGUUUGGCAGCAGGACGGAGCAGGAUCUAAUCCUCGAGUUCACCAAGGAGAUGUUCACCAUGAAACAGUUUGAGCAGCUCUUCCUGCCCAGCUUGUUGCGGUUCAUUUCGGGCUUGUUCGGCCGCGAUGAUCCCCUGUCUCGACACUGCGGCCUGGAGGUGCUCGUCCGCCUGAUCCUCGCAAAAGCCCCGCCGCCCACUGACGGCUCCAUGGCCUUCGAGACCUACCCGCUGCUCUUCACUGGACAGACAACAGGGGUGUUCGGCAGUAAGGAGGCGGGCCAGGUGAGCGCUGCGGCCCCACAGAAACGGACGCUGCCGGUGCCGGAGCUGGUCCUGUCUCUGGUUGACCUUCCCCAAGAGCAGAGUCAGCCCAUCACUGAUCUGUCGCUGCCAUGGGCCGCCCUGGUGUUGCUACCACACCUCAGGCCUCUGGCUCCAGCUGGUGUGGUUUCCGCUGUGACCGCCCUCCUAAACCACCUGCUGUCUGAGAUUGAGACAGAGAAACUGGGCAAAGCCGGUCUGUUUGUUGCCAGACAGGCUCUCAGCUGCCUCCUCGCUCUGGACGGCUCCGCCCAGCUCCUGCCGCUGGUCGGCGUCGACAAGGUCACUUCAAUCUUAAGGAAGUUCCCAACAGACCUGUCAGCCCUGUUGCUAGGAGACCUCUACUACACCCGCCUGUCACUCAGUGGCGUCUCCCAGCACCUGUCCCACAAUGCACUGCUGGAGGUCCACCAGAUUCUGCACGCCAACCUCUCCUCCAACAUUUCCAAGAUCCGCCUCCUGACUUUGAGAAUCCUCUCUCAGUUUGAGGCUGAGCUUCCUGCACAGACCGAGGGUGAGGAGAGUGUGGAGGCGCAGCCGGUGUUUGCGGUGUGCCUGCAGGCGGAGCUGGUGCCGGCCUCGGUGCAGGACUACAGAGAGAAGCUGCUGCACUUGCGGAAGCUGCGACACGACCUGGUGCAGCGCAGCCUGCCGCGGGGCCCGCAGGGCUGCUUCCAACAGGUUCCCCUGCGUUAUCUCAUAGCGAUGCUGUUCAUCAACUUCAGGCCGUUGUGGGACGCAGUCAUUGAGCUUCUUGUGAGUCAUGCCAGAGAGAUGGACAACAAGGACUUCUGGAGGGUCUACCAUGAACAUCUGGAGAUGGUGGCAGGUCUAGCUGAAAAAGAACUGCAGGAGGGCGGUGAUGAUGACGACAGCGAUGAAGGGGAGUCAGAUCAUGGCGGCGAGCCGGGCUGUGAUGUCAUCGAGAGCGGAGAUGUGGGUGUGCUGUUCCUGCAGCAGCUCAAGCUGACCUCCGACCCCAGCGAGAGGACGGACUUCCCCAACUUCCGCAGCCUGCUGUGGCGGGCCAUGGCCCAGUUCCCCGACAGGGUGGAGCCGCGCAGCCGAGAGCUCAGCCCGCUGCUGCUCCGGUUCAUCAGGAAUGAGUUUUACCCCGCCGACCUGCUGGUGGCGCCCACCCAGGACCUGAGGAAGAGGAGCGACGCCGCCCCAGAGGAGCCUGGGAUGGCUGUGGAGGAAGAGGAGGAGAGGGAGGAAGAAGAGGAUGAGGCAGAAGAAGGAGGGAGGCAGCAGAGGAAGGCCCCUCCGAGGAGAGCUGCCGCCAAACAGCUGAUUGCACAUCUGAAAGUGUUUGGCAAAUUCACCAACCCGCGCUCUCUGUACCUGGAGGGCAGCCUGUGGGAGCUCUACAACCAGUUGCUGUGCCAUCAGGACGCGCAGAUUCAGAAGGCGGUGCUGGAGUGUGUUCUCACAUACAAUGACCCCAAAAUACUACCAUACAAGGAGAACCUUGAGAGGCUGCUGGACGACAAACACUUCAGAGAGGAGAUUGUCCACUUCAACAUCUCUGAGGAGAGAGCAGUGGUGAACGCUUUGCACCGGGACAAGCUCAUCCCGCUGCUUAUGAGGAUCCUGUUUGGCCGACUGCGCAGUAAAGCGGGCAGCAAGUUCCAGGGCAAAGCCAGCGCCGCCUCCCGCUCCUCCAUCGUACUGCGCUUCCUGGCCGGCUGCCAGUCCGAGGAGCUGGGAAUGUUCAUCGACCUGCUGCUGGAGCCCGUCUGCCACCACAGCCAAGGUCCAUGUCUGGCUGCGGUUGAGAGAGCGGUGGCAGAGACGGACAUGGGCGCCGUGCUCCCGCUGGGCCGACAGCACAGCCUGCUGAACAUCAUCAACGUCGUGAUCCACAAGCUGGGCCACCUGAUCCACGACUACCUGCCCAAGAUGCUUCAGAUCCUGCUGUGUGUCACCGCCUCUGUGUCGGCCAUGCUGGACUGCAGGGAUCAGCUGAAGGCCGGCUGUAUCAGUCCUCUGAAGAACCUCAGGCGACUCGGCGUCCUGCGGAUCCACGACUUCUUUGACAACUUUGACACGUACAGCUUCAGCGCGGACGAGCUGGACGCUGUGUUCCAGGCUGUGGUCUGGCCUCAGGUGUGUCGUCUACCCACAGAGAGCCCCUACUCCCCCACCCCGCUGCUGAAACUCAUCCAUGCAUGGAGCAAGAAUCCCAGGUGUUUUCCCCUCCUGGCCAAGCAGAGGCCCGACCACCCAGAGUGUGACGUCCUGCUCAAUGUCUUCGCCCUGCUCUCCGCCAAAAAUGCUUCCCCGGCUACUGUUGCCAUGGUAAUGGACACGGCAGAGUCCCUGGCAACCACAGAGGACUUUGUUGCCUCUGAGAGCGAGACAGAGCUGAGCGUCAACAGCUGUGUGUUCCCCCAGCCUGCAGAGGGCACUGCCAUCACUGCAGAUUCGUUAUCCCAGGGCUCCAUGCUGCUGUUGCCUCACAUCUCCACCCUGCUCAGCUACUUCAGCGGAGUCGUACGCAACACCGACAGGCUCAGGAAGAAGAAGUUCAGGGCCCAGGUGGCCAAGGAGCUCAACAUCCUCUCCAAGAUCAGCCGUUUUGUCAGCGACAAGGAGCAGAGCUCGCUGCUCAUCAGCCUGCUGCUGCCUUACCUGCAGAAGAGCAACAACCCUCCGGAGGCAGAGAUCGACAUCCUGGCCACGGUUCAGAACCUGCUGAGACAGUGUUUGGAGCCGGCCGCCUUCCUCCGGCCCCUCAGCAAACUCUUCUCUGUCAUCCACAACAAGCUGGCCAGGAAGGCACUCACCAGCGUCUUCCAGACUCUGUCAGACCUGGAGCCUUCGCUUGCUUACAUCACUGACGUCGCUGCAAAGCUGAACGCGUUUGACAGUCGACACUUGGAUGAGAUCUACUUCGACGUGCGUCUCACAGGUUUCCUGGACGCCACCAGGCGCAUCAAGGACAUGCAGACUCUGGACAUGGAUUACAUCACCACCGUUAUGCACAACUGCUUCCACACUUUUGAGAUUGGAGACAUGUCGCUGGCAGACAACGCCACCUUGUGUCUGUCAGCCGUAAUAACCCAGCUGGCAGCAGUGGGGGCUGGAGAGCAGCUCUAUAAGGACAUCGUCCAACACACCAUCCUGGACGCCGUGUAUAAGGGGCUCCGCAGCAAAACGGAGAGUGUCCAACAGGAGUACACCACAGUCCUCGCCUGCCUGGUGAAGACGUUUCCCUCCAAGAGAGAGUUCAGAGACCUGGUGCAGCUCACCGACUACAACGACCCCGAGUCUGACUUCUUCGAGCACAUGAAGCACAUCCAGAUCCACCGGCGGGGUCGAGCCCUGAGGAGGUUGGCAAAGCACCUGACCGAGGGCACGGUGGUGAUGUCGUCGCGCUCCCUCCAGCACUUCGUCAUGCCGUACGCCAUGACCACGCUGUUCGACGAAAAGAUGCUCAAGCAUGAAAACAUGAUUUCGGCAUCAGUGGAGGUGGUGGGCGCAGUGUGCCGCAGGCUGACCUGGUCCAAGUACCUCUACUACCUCCGACACUUCAUCCACGUCCUGCAGACGGCGCAGGCUGAGCAGAAACUGGCCGUCACUUUGUUAGUCACAGUGCUGGAUGCCUUCCAUUUUGACCACCAGACCCUCAGCAGAGAAAUGGAGGCUGCCAAGGCCAGACAGGGAGCGACUGAUGCAGCCGACGGCGACAACGAGCACGACCCCGCGGAGGCUGACUUGGACGAGAGUGAUGACGAAGACGCCAUGGAGACGGACGACAAUGCCACCGCUGCUGACGUCGCAAUGGAAACUGUCACCGCUGACGGGGAGAAGGAUGCCGUCCCCAUGGAAACGGGUGGCGGCGGCGAAGCCAAGAAGGCGGCGGCUCCCAAAGUCCCACCGGUGCCCAGCGGGUUACCUCAGAGCAAAGAGGAGCUGGACUUCCUGAUCAGCUCCAUCCACCGCACUGUUAAUAACACCGUCCUGCCCAGUCUGCACAAGUGCCUCACCGCCAAGGUAAAGCGUGAUGAGGAGCACAAGGCAGUGAAGUCAAAGGAUGUGAAGGAUGAGGAGGUGGCGCGCGUGCCCAUAGCCUUUGCCAUGGUCAAGCUGAUGCAGACUCUGCCUGCAGACAUCAUGGAGGCAAACCUGCCCGGGAUCCUGAUCAAGGUGUGUGUGCUGCUGAGGAACCGUUUCCAGGAGAUCCGUGACGUGGCGAGGGGAACGCUGGUGAAGAUCGUCGAGACGCUGGGCUGCAGGUACCUGCGAUACCUGCUCAAAGAGAUGCAGGGAGUCCUGGUCAAGGGCUACCAGGUCCAUGUGUUGACGUUCACCGUCUACCAGCUGCUGUUGAAGCUCAGUCCAACGCUGAAGAGCGGCGACUUGGACCCGUGCAUGAGCCUGCUGCUGGAUAUCUUCAACAACGAGUUGUUUGGGGCGGUGGCCGAGGAGAAGGAGGUGAAGGGGAUCGUCUCCAAGCUGAUGGAGGCGCGGCACAGCAAGAGCAUGGACUCCUACGAGCUGCUGGCCCAGUACUGUGGCAAGGAGAAAGUUACCGAGCUCAUACUGCCUCUUAAAGAGAUCCUGGAGACUUCGUCCAGUCUGAAGGUGUGUCGGAAGGUCGGGGCCGUGCUGCGGCGGCUGGUCCUGGGUCUGCUGGCCAACACCGGCAUGGGCCACCAGGAUAUCCUGCUGCUGAGCCACGGUCUGGUCAGCCAGAGCCUGCCGCUGCUCACCAAGAGAGACAAAGAGAAAGCAUCGGCCAAGCCUCCUCCAGACCCCAGGCUGCCCCCUCCCAGCUGCCUCCUCCUGCCUCCGACCCCGAAGAGGGGUGGGAAUAAAGCCGCGGUCAGCAGCCGCACCAACAUGCACAUCCUGGUGGACUCCGGUCUGAAGCUGCUGCACCUGAGUCUGAAGAAAGGCAAAGUGACGUCGUCUGAGGCCUCGGCCUUGGAGAUGCUGGACCCGUUUGUUGCGCUGCUGCUCGAAUGCCUCAACUCCAUGCACGUCAAGGUGAUCACGGAGGCCCUGGUGGCGUUCACCUGGCUGCUGAAGUUCCCUCUGCCGGCGGUGGAGCAGAACUCGGACCAGCUGAUCAAGCAGCUCUUCAUCCUGCUGAAGGAUUACUCCAAGGCCGGCGCCGCCCGCGGGGAAAACUUCUUCCUGGUGCAGAGCUGCUUCAAGGCCAUCACCAUCCUGGUGAAGAACGUGAAGAGCAGCAAUAUCUCAGAGACGCAGCUGCAAGUGCUGCUGGGAUACGCUGAGGAGGACAUCUACGACCAGUCGCGCCAGGCCACCGCCUUCGGCCUGCUGAAGGCGAUCCUGUCCAGGAAGCUGGUAGUUCCAGAGAUGGAGGAAUUAAUGAAGAAAGUGGCCAAGCUGUCUGUCACAGGUGGCAACGCUAUGAUCAGGAUCCAGUGUCGACAGAUCUACAUGAAGUACCUGCUGGAUUAUCCGCUGGGCAAGAAGCUGAAGAACCACCUGGACUUUGUGUUGGCCCAGCUGACCUACGAGCACGACACAGGCAGGGAGUCUGUGCUGGAGAUGCUCGCCUACAUCUUCCAGACUUUUCCUCAGAGGCUGCUGUUGAGGCACAGCGGCCUGUUCUUCGCCCCGCUCGCCCUCGCCAUGGUCAAUGAUGACUCAGCACGCUGUAAGAAAAUGGCCGCCUUAGCCGUCAAGGCCCUGCUGGCCCAGCUGGACCUGAACCACCAGAACACUCUGUUCUCCCUCGUCAACACCUGGCUGAAUGCAGAAAAGAUGAGUCUGCGGCGUCUGGGCGCUCAGGUCUGCGGUCUGUUUGUGGAGGUGGAGGGGGAGAACUUCGCCCGCCGCCUGGAGGAGCUGCUGCCCCUCAUAGAGAAAGAGAUCCACCCCGACAACUACGAAGAUAUCGAGGAGGAGCAGGACGAGAGGGGGGCAGACAGGCUGCUCUUCAGUUAUUUGACUCUCAUCACCAAACUGACCCAGCACUGCGGCCUGCUGGAGCUCAAGAAGCCUCAUGACACACUCUGUAAUAUCUGGGGUCACGUCGAAGCCCACCUGCGCUACCCUCACUGCUGGGUGUGGCUGACGUCCUCUCAGCUCUUUGGCCAGCUGUUUGCAGCCCACCAGCCCGAGCAGCUGGUCUCCACCUGGAGAGGAGACGGAGACAGCGCUUCGCCCCAGCAGGUGGCCACGACCUUCAUCACAACAAACCUGGACAAGAGGAUGAGAGAGUUGGUGUUGAGUUUCUGCCAUCAGCUCCAGUCCAAGUUCCUCGACACGGCGUCAGGAGAGCAGGUGAUCAAAAACCUGCUGUUCGUCGCCAAGGUGAUCUACCUCAUUUCCCCUGAUACUGACAUCACUUCCUCCCAAGAUGCUAACGGAGGGGAGGAGGAGCAAAAGGAGAACGGAGAUGGGGAUAAAGAGGAGGGAGAGGAAGAGGGGGAUGAAGAGGAGAAGGAGGAGAAAGAAGAAGAGGACAAGGAGGAGGAGGAGGAAGAGGAGGAGGAAGACAAGGAUGACCGGCCUCCCUCCCUCAUGUGGCUGAUGAAGAAGCUGUCGCUGAUGGCCAAGAGAGAGGCGGCCAACACUCCCAAAGUCCCCCUGAAGAGAACAUGUGUGUUUAAGUUCCUGGGGGCGAUCGCCAUGGACCUGGGCAAGGACCGACUCGGGCCGUACCUGACCACCAUCAUCGCUCCGCUGUACAGGGAGCUGGACAGCACCUACGCAGACCAAGAUCCCACGCUGAAGAACCUGGCGCAGGAGCUGAUCGAGCUGCUGAAGAGACAGGUGGGCCUGGAGAGAUUCUCCCUGGCCUUCUCCGCCGUGCAGAAGGAGUUCUCACUGAGAAGAGCAGUGAGGAAACGGCAGAGAGCCAUGCAGGCGGUGACGAACCCCGACAUCGCCGCCAAGAAGAAGCUCAAGAAGCACAAGAACAAGAUCGAAGCCAAGAAGAGGAAGAUCGAGUUCCUUCGGCCCGGAUAUAAAGCCAAGAAGCACAGGAGCCACGCGCUCAAAGACCUGGCCAUGGUGAAGUGAGCGUGUCGGGACACUCGGACGUGGCAGAGCGCUGAGUUUGCAGAUCGAGGACACUAAGCGGGGAUGUGAGCUCCCCAGGCUGCUGGUGGUGGUGUUAAAAUUUGAUGACCUGGUCUACAAAUAAUUCUCCUGUCAAGUCAUCCAUCGGUCAAAAACAUUAAUAUUGGUUAGGAUUGGGAAGACAGGAAAAUCAUAAGGACUCAAUAAUGCGUUUACAUAUCAUAGACUUGCACAGUGAACCAUGCACCUCCAAAACUGCCACUAGUCUGUCUUUAUGGCUGUUACUGUUAUGACAUUUAUAACUUUGCAAAUAUGUUAGUCAACAUAGCCAACAUCACAUCAGACCAGCAGACACAGAGCAGGUGUUUGACUUGUGGGAUUUGGUCCAUGUGCAUAAACGGGGUUAAGAUCCACAAUUAAUAAGGAUAUUGUGCAAACCCCAGCUGUUGAUGCAAAAUGAUUUCGGUGUAAUGCAUCUUUUCUUUUCUUCACUGGAGACCCAGCAUCCCUGUGUAUAAAAUGAUGCAGAAAUGACUCAUCAUGUUGGAAGAUGAAAACAGCUUCUCCUGUGACACUGCUAUCAAUUAAUAUUAACUGCAGGUAAAAGAAUGUGCUAAGGUGAGCUCCAUUUUUGUUAUUUUGCCAACUGAGUGGAGAAUAGUUUUGAAGUUUAUAUAUUGUGGAGCUAAAUGUACAACUUUUGUUUUUUUAAUUAAACAGAUCUGAUAGAAACUGA
This is a messenger RNA of Myripristis murdjan (pinecone soldierfish), 9373 nucleotides long. It is a transcript of the gene utp20, whose product is annotated as UTP20 small subunit processome component. The record is from RefSeq and is a predicted model, not a curated record. The transcript has 61 exons. Lineage: Eukaryota; Metazoa; Chordata; Actinopteri; Holocentriformes; Holocentridae. Bases 124 to 8637 code for a protein of 2837 amino acids. Gene Ontology annotation, cellular component: 90S preribosome; nucleolus; small-subunit processome.